This is a messenger RNA of Cydia fagiglandana, 3705 nucleotides long. RefSeq lists its product as uncharacterized. Bases 15 to 3674 code for a protein of 1219 amino acids. The transcript is spliced from 2 exons. The record is from RefSeq and is a predicted model, not a curated record. NCBI's taxonomy places the organism in Eukaryota, Metazoa, Arthropoda, Insecta, Lepidoptera, Tortricidae.
UGGUUGGAGCCACCAUGUGCAAGUACCCGGCCCCGGAGUGCCAACCGAUUGAAGAUGGAAAUGAAGUGGACAAUGAAGCUGAAGAAGACAACGCUAUGAGUGAAGAUGAAGAAGAUAGUGAAGUAUCAGAUUCAGAGUCUUACUUCACCGACUCCAGUGUAAACAUGAGAACAGAGUCAGAAUCUGACGGAGAAUCCGCUAGCGGACACCGAGUCACCCCUGAUAUGGUGCUCCUACUCAUGCUGAAAGAAAACGGGGCCAUCUCUGAAGAAAAAUAUGCUGAGAAGGCAGAAAAAUGUGAGAAAAACUAUAGAUUCUUGAUUCCUAAAAUUCCAAGAUCACGAACAAGCUCAUACGAUUUGUUUAUGAGGGAACUUAAUGAAGCUGAAGAGUCUAAUGAUGAUGAUGAAAAUAAUGACAGUAACGCUGGUGUAACAGACAAGGAGGUAGAAGAUAAUGAUGGAAAUAAAGGUACUGUAGAAACUAGUAAUGUAAGUGAAGUUGAAUGUGAUAAAGAUAUAAUAAAAGAUGGAAAAGAUAUAGAAUCUAUUGAGAAAGAUAAAUUCAAAGAAGGGGCAUGUGAUUUGCCUAAGAACGAUACAAAUGUUCCUCUAGAACUAGACGAUACAAGCAGAAAACAAUGUAGUGAAGAAAACAUUUUAUUAAAAGAGGAACAAGGAAAUAUAGUUGGUAACCAGAUGGAAUGUGAAGAAGUACAAGAAAAAAUGCAAGAUUAUCCAGCAUGUGAUGAGAAUCAAAAAGAAGAAUAUCAAGGACAACAGAAACCGAUGCAUGAUAAUCUAUCACCUGAAAAAACUUUAGACAGUACAAUUCAAGAAACAAAUAAAGAUUGUAACAAUUAUAUUUUAUCAGAAUGUAUUGCCACAGAAUCUAUGAAAAAUGAUCAAAGUCAGAAGCAGGUUGGAGAUAUGUAUGUAGAGAAGGCCAAUAAUUUUCUAGGUAAUAAUUUAGUACCAGUAAAGGAUAGAAGAAUAGAGACAAAUACUAAUGCAACCAAAGAACCAGAUAACCAAGUUGUCUUAACAAAACAUGGAGAGGAAGUAAAAGACAAUCACAAUUCUGAAAACGAGAAAGGAGAUAUGCAUAAAGACAUUUUGCAAGGAAUUAAUUUAGUGCCAGUGGAGGACAACAGAAUAGAGGCAAAUAAUAAUUCAAUCAUAGAGGAAAAUGAACACUUAGUAAAAACUGGUGAAAAAUCCAAAGUAGAACGUCAAAAUUCUAAAAAUGAAAAAGAAGAAUGUAACGAUCGCUUGCUACAAAAUAACUUAGAAACAGAGGACAAAAGUAAAGAGACAAAUAACAACGCAAGCCAAAGCACAACCCAACAAGACUUAACCACAACAAAACCAGCAGAUAAUUCCAAAAUUGAAACCGAAAAUUCUCACACUGAAUCUAAUUUACCUACAGGCAAAAUAACUAAAAGUUUCAAGUAUAUUCUAAAGAAGUUAAUAAAGGAAAAGCGCAUUCCAAAAGAAGAUGAAGAGGAUCGUAUUUCUGAUGAAUUUGGAGAAGACUAUGCGACACAUUUGUGGUCAUUCGUGGCUUCGUUAGACCGCGAUUAUGAAAAUAAUACUCGGACAACCAUAGAAUAUUCAGACGACGAAGAAUAUGAAGACGACAAUCUUAGAGAGUUUGCUUUCUUCCUGAACUUCUAUUCGCCGUCAUCUUACAAGUAUAUCUUAGAAACGUACAAUACUCCGCUACCAGAGCUGAAAGUCCUAUAUUCAUGGUAUUUAAAAGAUGAUCAUUACCCGGGCCUGUCGGAGAAAGCCUUUAAGAUUUUAAAGGAAAAAUCUUCAGUGAAACGACAGACUUGUACCUUGAUGCUUAUUGAUAUAUUCUUGAAUAACGAAGGUAGAUAUUGUGACCAGGUGGACUAUGGACAUGGUGAAUACUUCAAUUUUAUCGACAAAGCUGUAUUGGCCUACGUUUUUGUGUUAGUAAGUUUAGACGAAGACUGGAAGAUGCCAAUAGGCUACAUUUUCGCGCGGAACAUUCCGGCUGAAACGCAGGCAGAGUACAUCAGGAUCUGUUUGACGCAUUGCAAUGAGGCCGGAGCUGAUGUUGUAGCGGUCACAUUGGAGAAUCCUACUCCUGCUGAGUAUCUUGGGUGUUCCUUUGAUAAUAUAAGGAAUUUAAAGACUACUUUUAAGCACCCGUCGUGUGACCGUGAAGUAGCUGUUUGGAUCGACCCUUGCUUGGCUCUCAAGAGCGCGCGUCAAACACUAGAAGUCAAAGGUGUUUUGAAAGAUGAUGAGGGCAAAAAAAUUCGCUGGAAUUUAAUAAGAAGGCUAAAGAGAUUACCUACAGAUGAUUUCGUCGAUCUUGAGGCUCCAGAAUUUUUCGAACUGAAAAAUCACAUCGCGAAAAUCGAUCUCACAUCGGAGACUUUCAGUAAAAGUCUGAUUCCAGCGUUGGAGCUUGCUGAAAAAUUAUUACCAGAUACGUUCACAGAUAUUGAACCGACGAAGAGAUAUAUAGCGUUUAUCAAUAUGCUGUAUAAUAUACUUAACUCAAGGGUGACUGCUAGAAUGCGAAAUAUUGCUUUACAAUUGCAUGAGGCGAAGAAAUAUUUGAUUCAUUUAUUUUCCAAUGAAGACAAUAAGUUAUCGACUUUGGAUAGAGAGAAUCUUGCCUGGAAACGCCUGCAAGGCUACCGAUACUUUCUCAAAGGCGAACCGGUCUGUGGUUUCAUCGGAUUCCUGAUUUGUAUCGAGAGUUUCAGGCAUUUAUACACUACUCUCAUUAAAAAGGAGAAGAGAAUCACUUACUUAAAUCCUCAGCGACUGUGCAAAGUGCAAGCGGAAGAUUUGGUGAACAAUUUAAGAGCAUACGACUAUUUAGACGCCGACUCUUUAUCUGGAGAACGUUUCCAACGUUUCUAUAACAAUUUAUUUGAAUAUCUUGAGAAAAACCCGCAGUUUUCUGACAAAAGUGUCCCAUUAGGACACUGGCCGUUGCAAAAUAGGUUUCCUCCGAUGGUCACUAUUAAGCUAACAUCUGGUAAGCGCUCCUAUGAUGACGUGUACUCCGGCCAAUACAGGCUUAAGAAGAUGAAAAAGACUUCAGAAGAAGAAAGAGCGACUAAAUUAGUCCGUGAUUACUCCAAAGCGAUGGACACAGAAAUAGACUUAUCGAUAAGAAAGAACAUGGUCGGUUUCUUAGCGGGCUGGAUCGCAGCUAAAUUUGCAAAGUGCUUGAAAUGCGAAGAGUGCAUUGAUUUGCUUUGUACUGAUAAGAAGCUUUGGUUUCAUAAGUUCAUAACUGUAAGAUGGAUCUACGCUUUAUGCUUGCCGAGCGAGGACAUUUUCCGUAUCUGUUGGGAGUGCGAACGAGCGCUCCGCAUGAAAGGGUCUCCUAUGCGCCUCAAGGCUUGGGUGCUCCGUCGUCUAGCCCCGAAAUUCCCCUGGUCUAAGUCUCCAAAAAGAUCUAAACACCGUCCGCUCCAUCAUAUCCAGCUCGCGCGCGCUGUGAUCGCGAAAUACCUCGCGCUGCGAAUGCCGACGCCAUUCGGGAAGAAAGACAGGGAGAAGAUUGUGGAGAUGUACCAGCAGUUCACGACCAGGGACCCUGAUGAGUCGAUGGACAAGUAUAGGGUUGAGGAUUUGGAAGACUGGUUGAAUCGUAGCAAAGAAGAGGAUUCUGAUGAUUGAUUUUUUAUAUAAUAUUGAUAAAUAAGACAAA